Molecule: messenger RNA, 564 nt
Organism: Acanthosepion pharaonis
Lineage: Eukaryota; Metazoa; Mollusca; Cephalopoda; Sepiida; Sepiidae
Source: the annotation of a GenBank genome assembly
AUGAUCGCAUAUCGAACUGGAGCAGGCCCAAACACGCUGAAGCCAACCAGAGUUGUCUGCCCUUACUUCGUCGUCAGUAAAAGAAUGGCGGACGACAUACAAUGCAACGUCGCGGCAGUGGAAGGAUUUUCGGGCGCAAAAGACACGACAGCCAGUCGAGAAACCCGCCAAAAAAUGAACGUAGAUUUCACCGACAGAACAUGCUCGGAAAAGAUGUCUAAGAAGAAAAAGUGUCCCGACGAGGAAAAGGCCUUCAUGGUGUCUCAUCUGGGCGAGUCGGGUAAGGUCCGGACUACCACCAUCGGUCCUGGGGAGCCUUCACUCUCUAAACAAAAACAUCACCACAGAAAGGCCUUUGAGUACAUAUCAAAGGCCCUCAAAAUAGACGAAGAGGAGGCAGUCUGCCCCAUUUGUUAUACGAGAGGUGGAGCCCUCUCAAUCUUUCCUUUUCUGGCUUCUCUGUUCUUUGUCCCUGAUUCUUUUCUCCUCAAAAUCAGACACUCCGGACUUUACAAGCAAGUGCCAGACGGCAUGUCCUUAGCAGACUCUUCCCAAGUGGAAUAG